Messenger RNA from Dentiscutata heterogama, 356 nucleotides. The record is from the annotation of a GenBank genome assembly. NCBI's taxonomy places the organism in Eukaryota, Fungi, Glomeromycota, Glomeromycetes, Diversisporales, Gigasporaceae.
AUACUAUUUUGAGGAUACUAAAUGCAUCAUUUGAUGGUUAUGAAACUGAAAUUUCAAUCGCACGAGUUUCUUCAAUUCCAAAAACAAAAAAUAGAGGAUUGAUUCUUCCAGAUAUAAUUCCUCCUCGUGGAAUUAGUUUAGAACGAGAAUGGUAUCUGUAUGAAGAAAUAGCACAGCACAUCCAAAAUCCAGCAAAGCAACCAUUGUUGCUCAUUCUCCCGAUGGUCACUUCAUUGACAGGCCAUUUACCUGGCAUCACAGCAUUUUUAUUAGAUGCGGGUAUAUAUGAGUGCGUAAAAAUACUGAAUAUCUCUGGGCAUUGUAAAUUCCUUGGAUACACUAGUCAGCAAUUUAAG